AAAGAAAUCAAGAAAAAAAUCUAUCCCAGCUGAUCAAAUUCCGGUAUGCCCAAACUGUAAUCAGCUUGCAUCACACAGACAUGAUAAAGAAAAAAGAUGGUUCUGUAAAACAUGCAAAAAACCUUUUACACCCAAUUACAAUAGAGUUGUUCGUAAAACAAGUCUUCAACAUAACAAUAGUAAUAUUAGUGAUAAUAAUGAUAGAAAAAAAACAACAUCACCAAUACCAAAUCUCCCCAACUCCAUAGCAUCUGCAUUUAGUAACAUCAAUGGAAAUAAUAAUAAUAACAACAACACCUAUAAUAACACCUCCAUACCAACAAUGGAUCAAACCGAACAACAACUCCCACCAGAGUUAAUUAAAAAAUUACAAAACAAAUGUACAAGAUGCAAUGGUCUACCAUCACAUAAGCACGAUCAAAAGAGAUGGUUUUGUAAACCAUGCAACAAGCCAUUUACACCCGGUAAACAUUUCAAUCUUAAUACAAGUAAUUUAAGCUUAACCAAUUUGUUUAACAACUUGUCAAGCAAUCUAAACAAUAUGAAAAACAGUACAACUAUUGUGGUAAACAAUUCACCAUCCUCUUCAUCACCUUCACCAUCAUUAUCAACUUCGCCAUUGUCAUCCUCAUCAUCUGUACCAACUCCAAUUUUUUCAAGUACCGAUCACCAGUGGAACAAUAACUAUAAUAAUCAAACCUUUCAACAUCACUCCCAUUUCGAUUAUUUAAAUAAUAACCAAGCCAAUGUAGUUACUGCUCAACUAUAUAAAUAAAAAAAAAAUUUUAAUCUAUUUUCUUUGUAAAUAAAAAUUAAAAACAUAAUAU
Molecule: messenger RNA, 827 nt
Organism: Dictyostelium purpureum
Lineage: Eukaryota; Evosea; Eumycetozoa; Dictyosteliales; Dictyosteliaceae
Exons: 1
Coding region: 323-775 (150 amino acids)
Source: RefSeq, a predicted model, not a curated record